UCGAUUGCGGAGGCAAAAAUAUUUCGGUAAUAGCCGCCCUGGCCAAUCGACCUGUUAUGGGUAUUGUACAAGAUACUUUGACGGCCGUGCGUAAAAUGACGAAACGAGACGUGUUUUUGGAAAAAGAACAAAUGAUGAAUAUUCUGAUGCAUUUACCGAGCUGGAAUGGUAAAAUGCCCAUACCCUGUAUUUUGAAACCGAAACCGUUGUGGUCUGGUAAACAGAUCUUCUCUUUGAUUAUUCCCGGAAACGUAAACAUGAUCAGAACUCACUCGACUCAUCCUGAAGAAGAAGACGCUGGACCAAAUAAAUGGAUCUCCGUUGGAGACACCAAAGUAGUCGUCGAACACGGUGAACUAAUUAUGGGUAUUUUGUGUAAGAAAACACUCGGUGCUUCAGCUGGUUCGUUGUUGCAUAUUUAUUGGCUGGAAUUGGGACACGAAGAUUGCGGUAUUUUCUACGGUAAUAUUCAAACCGUGGUCAAUUACUGGCUGUUGUACGAAGGCCACUCGAUUGGUAUUGGUGACACUAUUGCUGAUCCCCAAACGUAUCAAGAGAUCCAGAAAGCUAUUAAAAAAGCCAAAGACGAUGUAAUAGAGGUGAUUGCCAAAGCUCAUAAUAUGGAAUUGGAACCUACGCCUGGUAACACGCUUAGGCAAACUUUCGAAAAUCAGGUCAACAGAAUUCUAAACGAUGCUCGUGACAAAACUGGAGGUUCUGCUAAAAAAUCGUUAACUGAGUAUAAUAAUUUAAAGGCUAUGGUGGUAGCCGGAUCCAAAGGUUCAAAUAUUAAUAUUUCGCAGGUUAUUGCUUGCGUAGGUCAACAGAACGUUGAAGGUAAACGUAUUCCUUUUGGAUUCCGUAAACAAACGUUACCGCAUUUCAUCAAAGAUGAUUACGGUCCUGAAUCUAGAGGAUUCGUAGAAAAUUCCUAUGUAGCCGGAUUGACUCCUUCGGAAUUCUUCUUUCACGCUAUGGGAGGUCGUGAAGGUCUUAUCGAUACUGCUGUAUAAACAGCCAAAACUGGAUACAUCCAACGUCGUUUGAUAAAGGCUAUGGAGUCUGUUAUGGUCCAUUACGAUAGCACAGUUCGUAACUCGGUUGGCCAACUUAUUCAGUUACGUUACGGUGAAGACAGUUUGUGCGAAGAAAUGGUAGAGUUCCAGGCCAUAAACACCAUUCAACUUUCGCACCGGAAAUUUGAAGAGAAAUAUCGAUUCGAUCCGUCUAACGAAAGGAUUUUCAACGAAGACGUAGUUCGCGAAUUGAUGGGCAGUGGUGAAGUUAUCGCUGAACUGGAGAAAGAAUGGGCUCAGUUGAACAUGGAUCGUGAAAAUCUACGCGAAAUUUUCCCCUCCGGCGAGAACAAAGUCGUAUUGCCUUGUAAUCUCAAACGUAUUAUAUGGAACGCUCAGAAAAUGUUCCAUAUCAAUGAACGUGUACCCACCAAUGUGAAUCCACUGAAAGUUAUUCAAGGUGUUAAAGAAUUGCUGGAUAAAUGCGUUAUCGUGGCCGGAGAACAUGUGCUCAGCAAGCAAGCCAACACAAACGCUACGCUUUUGUUCAGGGAUUGAUAAGAUCCACUUUAUGUUACAAAACUAGUUUCAGAAAAAUAUCGUCUGUCUUCCGAAGCAUUCGAAUGGUUAAUCGGUGAAAUCGAACAUAGAUUCCAUCAAGCUCAGGUACAACCUGGUGAAAUGGUGGGAGCAUUGGCUGCCCAAAGUUUAGGAGAACCGGCCACGCAGAAACUGAAUACUUUCCAUUUUGCUGGUGUGUCUUCGAAGAACGUAACCUUGGGUGUACCCAGAUUGAAGGAAAUCAUCAAUAUCAGUAAAAAACCAAAGGCUCCGUCAUUGACGGUAUUCUUGACCGGUGCAGCAGCUUGUGACGCAGAGAAAGCUAAAAACGUAUUGUGUCGUCUGGAACAUACCACAUUAAGAAAGGUCACCGCUAAUACGGCCAUUUACUACGAUCCGGAUCCUGAAAACACUGUCAUCAAGGAAGAUCAAGAGUUCGUUAACGUUUACUACGAAAUGCCGGAUUUCGAUCCGACCAGAAUAGCGCCUUGGUUGUUGCGUAUUGAAUUGGAUCGUAAACGAAUGACAGAUAAAAAAUUAACUAUGGAAGCGAUCUCGGAAAUCAACGCUGGAUUCGGCGAAGAUUUGAAUUGUAUAUUUAACGACGAUAACGCCGAGAAGCUUAUCCUACGAAUACGUAUCAUGAACAGCGAAACCAGUAAAUUACACGAUGGCGAAGAGAAUCUCGAUAAAAUGGAAGACGCCAUGCUUUUGAGAUGUAUCGAAGCGAAUAUGUUAUCAGACAUGACCCUACAAGGUAUCGAAGCCAUCAGCAAAGUGUACAUGCAUUUACCUCAAACUGAUUCCAAGAAACGUGUCAUUAUCACCGAAAGCGGAGAAUUCAAAGCCAUUGCUGAGUGGUUUCUGGAAACUGACGGUACCAGUUUAAUGAAGGUGACACAAAGUCCGACCGAAAGCGCAUGCAAAAUAAUGAACAUCACCAGUUAACAUUUGAAAUUCUAAAUUGCAUUUUUCAUUUUUUUUUUUGAAUUUUCAAUUUUUGAAAAUCAGUUUGGCUAAAAUUGAGAAUAAAAUACAUGAAAUCAAAAGUUUACCAACUCGACCUUGAAAGCUGAAAAUUUGGGAUAUACCAUAUUUUUGACCUACCAAAUCGAUUGAAAACCAUUACAAAUUGUUGCAAGUAGUUUUGAAACAGUCAGCAAAUUUUUAAAUUUCAAAAUUUCAAAAAUUUUCACAAAAUGAAAUUAUAAACUCGAAAUGCACUCUGAGCCUUGAUUUCAGGAUGAAGAAUCAACUUUCAACUAAGUAUUUCAUAUUUGCAAAUACCACCCAGUAGCGAUGAAGUUAACUCGAAAUACCAUACCGAUUCAAAAAACGAUUCAUCGCUCUAAUUUCUUGUUCAAAUAACUCACAAGGGAACCUCUUGAGGUGUCCGCCUCCGAUUUGAACGGGACCGCGAUUUUUGGAAAGAGCAUGUUCUAAAACCCCCAAAACCAAAUUUUCAGCUGCCCAAGUUCAUUUUUCGAUUUUUUGGCGAAUUUUUGAAAAUUCAAAAUUGACUGUUUUUGGCGAUUUAUGCUUUUUUUCAAAAGUACGAACUUGAUCAGUAAAAAUGGUCAAAAUAAGCCCCAAAACUAAUAUUUAUUACCCGAAUCCAAAUUUUACCAUUUCUAGCCAUUCUGGAGCCUCCAGCGCGAUUUUUCAAUUUCUCCAGAAUUUUGAAUUCGCUCCAUAAGAAGACGUGAAUAUGAAGUAUUUAUCGGCACUACAAAAAAGUGUUUUGCACGACAGAUGCUAACGUCCCAAAACCACUUUCUUAACGACAGAAACCGUUUUCAACCAUUGCACAACAAAAAUUCAAGUGCACGCCAAAAAAAUUGAUAAUGAAAUAAAGCGAUCUGUAAAGAACCGUUUUUUUGUUUUGUUUUGUUUUCUUCCUCAAUUAAAUAAAUCGAUGAUUAGGUAUAUUUUUGUUUCAUUAUUUUUUCUUUUUCUUUAAAGGUGGAAAAAAUUUUAAAUGCGAUUAAGAGAUGUGCUUAGCUUGAGGUAGUGGUAUCAGUUUUCUUUUCUUCUUCUUUUAGCUUCUGUGAACAUAAAUAAUAGGUAAUAAAAAUUAAGUAUAAAUUAAUUGACAAAAUUAAAAAUACUUUGGUAAUUUUAUUUUAAUAAUAACAUAGGUAAUUAUUAUUGUAAUUUUCCUACUUUCAACAAUCAUACAUGUUUCUAAGUUUUUUUCACUCAAUCUCUCCCCUCCGAUCGCUCUCUUUGCUUCAAUUGACCGAACAUGAACAUCAUCUCAAAAUUAUCAUUUCAAAAUCAUAAAAACGUACAAAAAUUUCAAAUAAUUUAUCCCCCUCCCUCAUAAAGAAAAAUCAAAUCUUUUUACAAAUUCUAAUGAUUCAUCACUUUAAAACCGUAAAAUACUUGAACAUAAACAGUCAAAUAAUCUAUUCAAAGCAUUAAACUUUAAAACCGUAAAAUACUUGAACAUAAACAGUCAAAUAAUCUAUUCAAAGCGUUAAAUAAAAAUUUCCAUUUAAAAAUUGCAAAAAUGCCUCAAAAUUUUCGAAGCCUUUAAAAAAGAGCAUCGAACAGAAUCAGAAAAUUUUAAACAUUAUCCCCUUUUCUAUUAAAUAAGAAACACCAAAAGUCAAAUCCUAAAAUAUUCGAAAGUAAGUAGGUACUCGUUCAUAAAAUUAUCUUAUGAAUGUUUUUCUGCUAAAAAAAUAUGAUUUUUCUCAGAUCUUAAAAUGUUUACAAAUUUUUUCAUCUUUUUCAGUCGACAAAAAAUUGUUAUGUAUUUAUUUUGAAUAGGUAGCCUGAUUCUACAUUUUUUGAAUUUGCCAUUUUCAAAAAAAAAAGAAAAAAGUCGUUUAGAAGGUCAUCGACACUUGUUAUUUGUUUCACAAUGAAAAUUAGUCAACGAGGAAACAAAUAUUCAAAUCGUUUUUUCACACUAAUAACCUGAAUCAUGACCCCCCCCCUUCCCCAGACCGCUCUCUUUCAUGAAACACUCAGUCAUUCUCGCGUCAGAAAUUAUUUUACAAUAUGACACAAAAGUAGUGCUCCGUGGCUUUUAUUUAUAAGUGGAAAGAGUUGGCGAGAUGAAUGAAACGGCGUUGAGUAGAGACAAAUAAGGACUUUCAAAAGCGGCCUUGAAAAUUUCAAGCCCAUGGACAGGAUGUCCACAAAUUAUAAAACCGGUUUGGUCAAAAAAUUCAAACCGGUUUUUAUAUGCGCAAUGUAUUCUACACACUAAGACGACAAAAACGUGAUAUGAAUUUUUUGAAACCGGUUCAUCAAUUUGCAACCAGUUGAAAAAAAAUACCCAAAAAUUGUAUGAAACAAAAGUUUGUAGUGGUUAGGGGGUGUGCACUUGUGCAGCGUGCCGCCUUGUACUAUGCCGGCCAACUUCUCUUUAGAUUACUCGUGUAGCGAUCUCUAUACUUAUAAGCUUAAACGUAAUGUUAAUGUUGUUUCUUUGCCCUGUGUUGGCUUAAUGAAUUUUAAUGCAUUCUAACACGUUUGCGAUAGCUUCUAGCUCAGUAUAACGGCGAUUAAAUUUGUAUUCUUAAAUAAAAGUAUUUUUACUCUUAUUUGUUAGCCUACAUGGAAGACAUUAUAGCGUAUUGGGAUUAAUUAGAUAUUUGGCUUGUUUAAUUAAUAGGCGGCUAUUUUGUAUGAUUUGCUUUCUUGUAAUAAAUAAUAUCUGAAACGAA
Molecule: messenger RNA, 5257 nt
Organism: Planococcus citri (citrus mealybug)
Lineage: Eukaryota; Metazoa; Arthropoda; Insecta; Hemiptera; Pseudococcidae
Product: DNA-directed RNA polymerase II subunit RPB1-like
Biological process (GO): DNA-templated transcription
Cellular component (GO): RNA polymerase II, core complex
Molecular function (GO): DNA binding
Source: RefSeq, a predicted model, not a curated record